UGUUAUGUGGCAUAUUGCUUCUCUUUAAGAACUCAAAUCUUACGCUCAUGGCUACAUCUUCUUCAUGGUUCUCUUCCGACGCUCUACGUCUUCUGGAGGCCCGCAACAGGCGUGAAGUGACUGCCUUCAGCGACCUGAUCGCAUCUCACCAGCAGCUUCUGUUCCGCUCUGCGUUAGGUGCGAGCUCUUCGUCUCUAAGUGCGUCUCAGCGUCUUACAACCCCUCAGGAACAGGACGAUGCAACUGCGCAGCGAUACUUGGCAGCUAUUCAGAAACUUGAGCACGAACUGGCGGACAGAAACGCACAGCUAGCAAAGUAUGCAGGUCAGCAACUAGCGCUAGUGAGCGAGAGCAAGACGCUGCUGCAGGAGCGCGAGCAGUGGGAGCAGCAGUUGCUACUAGUGACGAAGCGUCUGGACGAGGAGAUGGUGCUAAGUCACGAGAAAGAUAAGGCGCUCAAGGAACUGGAUGACGCGCUGCUAUUGGCCAGAGAGGAGCUGGCCAGACAGAGACGGCUAUUGGAGAACAGUGAAGCGGAGGGGAACAAACUCAGGAAGAGGAACGCCGAACUAGAGACGCAGGUGCAGGAGAAGAAUGCACUGCUACAUGAAUGGAUACAAUCCAAUAGUGGGGAGAAGGACGGGGAGCCGUCUCCUGCACUUGUGGCAAUGUCUACACAGGAGGCAGCUGAGAGUAUGAGUCAUUUAUUAUUAAAUGACGAGGAAGGACUGGGCGGAGAUGGCGAAGCGAAACUGGUGACUCAUGUGACUCACUCGAUACGAGCUCAUGCUACUGAGGUGAACUCGGUGUGCUUUAACACGUCGGGCAAGAUUUUGUUUAGUGGCAGUAGUGAUGGAACGGUGAGAGCGUGGGAAGCAGAGGCAGAGUCCUUGUCACCCCCGAGAGCUCUUGGAGAGUAUAGAGGAGUGGGUACAGCUCAUCCAUUGCUGUGUGUGCGAGCGUCGGAGGAUGGAUCGCUGGUCUUGGGCACUGGGUGUGAUCGCAAGUGCUUCGUAUGGAGAGUAGGCACUGGACGAGUGAUGCAGACGCUCACAGGACACAAAGGCAAAGUGUUGGCGGCCGAAUUCUCCCCUGUCAUGCCGCAUGAAGUGAUCACAGGCUCGUCAGAUCGCAGUCUGCGUGUUUGGGACGUCAUGCGUGGUGUUCGUCUUCAAACUGUGAGCUGCGUAUCAAGCUGCAAUGACAUUGCAGCGCCUUCUGGAACAGAUUCGGGCUUCGUACAGUUCGCGAGCGCACAUCAGGACGGCGCUGUUCGUUUCUGGGACACCAGAACUAGACGUUGUGUACAGGAACUACGCGGUCUACAUACAGAGCAGACGACUUCUGUGAGUUUCGGAGGCAACGAGUUACUCACCAACUCACGUGACCAUACUCUUAAAGUCAUUGAUCCUCGGACGUACGGGACUCUCCGAGAGCUGCACCAUAAAGAUUAUCAAUGUGGCUUUGACUGGGGUCAGGCUUCUCUCAGUCCGGACGGUAGAUACGCACUUGCAGGCGGGGCGUCCGGUGUUCUCUUCAUCUGGAAUGCACGAACUGGGAAGCUCGAGAAGCAGCUGAAGCCUGGUCCUACAGGUCAUCACGGCGCUGUCGCUUGCUGUGUGUGGCGUCCUGAUGGUCAGGGCGUCGCCUCCUGCGACAAGAACGGCGUGGUGGUGCUCUGGGAAUAAAAAACAACAAGACUCCCGCUGUGUAUUGUGCAAUUAUUGGCGGUCUCUAGUCCUUGAGGUCGAAGGAUGUGCCGCAGCCGCAGCCACUGACUGCGUUGGGGUUGUUAACAACAGCAAAGGCGCUGCGGAUCAACUCCUGCUCGUAAUCCAAGGUGCUGCCUCGGAUAAGCUCGAGAGAUUCUUUGUCCACGACCACUUUACCUCCGUGCUGCUCGAAGACCACGUCCUCCUCUGCGUCGGGCGUCGCGUCCUUCUCGAACUCGAUCACGUACUGGAAACCAGAGCAGCCGCCGCCUUCCACAGCCACGCGGAGCAUCAAAUUCUCCGUCUUCUGUCGCUCAGCCGCUUCGAUUAGUUUCUAAUAAAAAAAUAAAUAUUCGUAAUCAAAUAAGAAAAAUGUUAGUGAAA
Molecule: messenger RNA, 2096 nt
Organism: Phytophthora nicotianae INRA-310
Lineage: Eukaryota; Oomycota; Peronosporomycetes; Peronosporales; Peronosporaceae
Exons: 1
Coding region: 48-1688 (546 amino acids)
Biological process (GO): autophagosome assembly
Cellular component (GO): autophagosome membrane
Molecular function (GO): protein binding
Source: RefSeq, a predicted model, not a curated record